Pygocentrus nattereri (red-bellied piranha) is the source of this 1557-nucleotide messenger RNA. RefSeq lists its product as uncharacterized. The transcript is spliced from 2 exons. The record is from RefSeq and is a predicted model, not a curated record. Bases 152 to 1072 code for a protein of 306 amino acids. NCBI's taxonomy places the organism in Eukaryota, Metazoa, Chordata, Actinopteri, Characiformes, Serrasalmidae.
CAAGAGAAAGAUAGACUAGGUACCACAGAUCCAGUUCUUCUAGCUGUACUACACAAAGGCUGGCAGUCUGCAUUUCUUCUCUUGUAGUAAUUAUAUUUGAAAACAGGAGGUUCUGGAAACAGAGGAAAUCAACUAACACUGAACUGUGAAUAUGGCAACAGGGGGUAAAAGAGAGACGGUUUUUGAAAAAGAAUUUGUAUGCUUGAAGGAUCUUAGAAAAAGAACUGAAAAUCAGUACCUUGUUAAACAGGAUCCUGAAGCCCGUUAUCCUGUUCCUCCCUAUCCAAGUCCUGUAGAGUUCCACGUGUCUGAAGUGGUCCAUGUCACUACAAUGUCCAAGAUUGAUGAAAUCCUGGAAUCUUCUGGAUGGAAAGUCAAAGAGCCUAGUGAAGAUGAACCAAGAACCUUCUUGUGGUGGGGUCUUCAUAUUCCUGAUGAGGAAAUAAAGGAGGCAGAAGCUCGCUAUGUGAGCAAAACCUACCCUAAUCAGAGAGUGCGUGACAAUAUUCUUAAAAACUUCACAAAAUCUCCUGUUUUCUUGCCAACAUCUCGAUAUGGAAAUUUCAAGUUCACACUCCGCCUGGCUGAGCUGAUGCAAAUGUACAAGGAUCAGAUCUGUGAAGGAGAAGAGCCAGUUCUCAGAAUCUUCAAGACGGUUCUUUAUCGACAGGAGAUCAUGUACACUGUGCUUAUCCACAGCCCUCAGCUCCAAGAGUAUGACGAUUAUCCAGUUCUGACUGAUGGCCCUGAUGACCUGUGUACAUACAGUGAUGGUGUGAUUACCUGGAGAGCACAAGCAAUUUCAGAAACACACAAAUGCCAGCUAAGUACAAAUGAUAAUGAAGUUUACACAGAAGAAACAAAUAGUGUGGAAUUUUAUGUGUGGGAUCAUGUGACACUGGCAUUUCAUCUGGAGAGAAAUCAAACCCUGUAUAUGGAACAGAAUAGACUGACAAGAAUGAUGACUGCAUGUGAUGCAGGGGAUAUACAACUCAAACCAUUCGAUGAAUGGGUGUCUUUAGAAGAAGCUGAAGACAAAAUAGAGAAACUCAGAGUUAAAUAUGCUGAAUAACACUAAAUAUUGCACAGUAAGCAGAGCAGCAUUACACAUAAGCAGUGCAAGAUUUGCACUCACCUAAUGAACAUUUUGGAUACCAAAACCAUGUGAGGUUUGAGAUAUUAAGGAAUUAAAAUUCUACAUUUUAAAAAUGUUUGUCAUGGUGGACUCUCUGCAGUGGAAAGAAAAAAAGCUGAGAAAAUAUGCUGUUUUGUAAUCAUUCUCUGAUGUGUAGUCAUAUAUGGUGACUUAUUUUAAUUUCAUUGUCAUUAGCAUCAUCACCCUCAAAUAUUAGCCCCAAAUUAGUUCCUAUAAAACAGAUAGUGUUUUGCUUCUACUGUUCAAUGUUCAAUAUGUGGACAAGCACAGAAGGACACCCUGUGUAGCUCCAACACAAUGCAAGGUCUAACACAAUGCAAUGUCUGUAUCUUUUCAUUUGUUUCUACAGCUUGAAUGUAGUCCACUAAACACAAAGCAGUAAUAAAACUAAUUUAUCUAAA